Lemur catta (Ring-tailed lemur) is the source of this 3326-nucleotide messenger RNA. RefSeq names its product glucosamine (UDP-N-acetyl)-2-epimerase/N-acetylmannosamine kinase (gene GNE). Gene Ontology annotation, biological process: UDP-N-acetylglucosamine metabolic process. The coding region runs from base 210 to 2378 and encodes 722 amino acids. The record is from RefSeq and is a predicted model, not a curated record. NCBI's taxonomy places the organism in Eukaryota, Metazoa, Chordata, Mammalia, Primates, Lemuridae. The transcript is spliced from 12 exons. Gene Ontology annotation, molecular function: hydrolase activity, hydrolyzing O-glycosyl compounds; UDP-N-acetylglucosamine 2-epimerase activity; N-acylmannosamine kinase activity.
GGCCAGGGUCGAGCGACGAGUCAUCGGCCCACGCACCUGAGUUGCGGAACCCGAGGGGCGGGCCUGCGCCCCGCUUGCUUUCCGGCGCUCGGCUGGGCUCUCGCCCCAGGAACGCGGCGAGAGCGGUGGCGGCAGCGGGGCGGGAGCGAGCCUCAGACCACCGUCCGGAACUCUAUUUUAAGAACCUCUCAAAACAAAAAAAACAAGUCAUGGAGAAGAAUGGGAAUAACCGAAAGCUUCGGGUUUGUGUUGCUACUUGCAACCGCGCAGAUUAUUCUAAACUUGCCCCUAUCAUGUUUGGCAUUAAAACGGAACCUGAAUUCUUUGAACUUGAUGUGGUGGUUCUUGGCUCUCACCUGAUAGAUGACUAUGGAAAUACGUACCGCAUGAUUGAACAAGACGACUUUGACAUUAACACCAGGCUGCACACUAUUGUUAGAGGAGAAGAUGAGGCAGCCAUGGUGGAGUCAGUAGGCCUGGCCCUAGUGAAGCUACCAGAUGUCCUUAAUCGCCUGAAGCCUGAUAUCAUGAUUGUUCAUGGAGACAGGUUUGAUGCCCUGGCUCUGGCUACAUCUGCUGCCUUAAUGAAUAUCCGAAUCCUUCACAUUGAAGGUGGGGAAGUCAGUGGGACCAUUGAUGACUCUAUCAGACAUGCCAUAACAAAACUGGCUCACUAUCACGUGUGCUGCACCCGAAGUGCAGAGCAACACCUGAUAUCCAUGUGUGAGGACCAUGAUCGCAUCCUUUUGGCAGGCUGCCCUUCCUAUGACAAACUUCUCUCAGCCAAGAACAAAGACUAUAUGAGCAUCAUUCGGAUGUGGUUAGGUGAUGAUGUAAAAUCUAAAGAUUACAUUGUUGCACUGCAGCACCCUGUGACCACUGACAUUAAGCAUUCCAUAAAAAUGUUUGAGUUAACACUGGAUGCACUUAUCUCAUUUAACAAGCGGACCCUAGUUCUAUUUCCAAAUAUUGAUGCAGGGAGCAAGGAGAUGGUCCGAGUGAUGCGGAAGAAGGGCAUUGAGCAUCAUCCCAAUUUUCGUGCGGUUAAACAUGUCCCAUUUGACCAGUUUAUACAGUUGGUUGCCCAUGCUGGUUGUAUGAUUGGGAACAGCAGCUGUGGGGUACGAGAGGUUGGAGCUUUUGGAACACCCGUGAUCAACCUGGGAACCCGUCAGAUUGGAAGAGAAACAGGGGAGAAUGUCCUUCAUGUCCGGGAUGCUGACACCCAAGACAAAAUAUUGCAGGCGCUGCACCUUCAGUUUGGUAAACAGUACCCUUGUUCAAAGAUAUAUGGGGAUGGAAAUGCUGUUCCAAGGAUUUUGAAGUUUCUCAAAUCUAUUGAUCUUCAAGAGCCAUUGCAAAAGAAAUUCUGCUUUCCUCCUGUGAAGGAGAAUAUCUCUCAAGAUAUUGACCAUAUUCUUGAAACUCUAAGUGCCUUGGCUGUUGAUCUCGGCGGAACAAAUCUACGAGUUGCAAUUGUCAGCAUGAAGGGUGAAAUAGUUAAGAAGUAUACUCAGUUCAAUCCUAAAACCUAUGAAGAGAGGAUUAAUUUAAUCCUACAGAUGUGUGUGGAAGCUGCCGCAGAAGCUGUAAAACUGAAUUGCAGAAUUUUGGGAGUAGGCAUUUCCACAGGUGGCCGUGUAAAUCCUCGGGAAGGAAUUGUGUUGCAUUCAACCAAACUGAUCCAAGAGUGGAACUCUGUGGAUCUGAGGACCCCAUUAUCUGAUACUUUGCAUCUCCCUGUGUGGGUAGACAAUGACGGCAACUGUGCUGCCCUCGCAGAAAGGAAAUUUGGCCAAGGAAAGGGACUGGAAAACUUUGUAACACUUAUCACAGGCACAGGAAUUGGUGGUGGGAUCAUCCAUCAGCAUGAAUUGAUCCAUGGAAGCUCCUUCUGUGCUGCAGAACUUGGCCACCUUGUUGUGUCUCUAGAUGGGCCUGACUGUUCCUGUGGAAGCCAUGGGUGUAUCGAAGCAUAUGCCUCAGGAAUGGCCUUGCAGAGGGAAGCAAAAAAGCUGCAUGAUGAGGACCUGCUCUUGGUGGAAGGGAUGUCAGUGCCAAAAGACGAAGCUGUGGGUGCACUCCAUCUCAUCCAGGCUGCAAAACUUGGCAAUGCCAAGGCCCAGAGCAUCUUAAGAACAGCUGGAACGGCUUUGGGUCUUGGGGUUGUGAACAUCCUCCACACCAUGAAUCCUUCCCUUGUGAUCCUCUCUGGAGUCCUGGCCAGUCACUAUAUCCACAUUGUCAAAGACGUCAUCCGCCAGCAGGCCUUGUCCUCGGUGCAAGACGUGGACGUGGUGGUUUCGGACUUGGUUGACCCCGCCCUGCUAGGAGCUGCCAGCAUGGUUCUGGACUACACAACUCGCAGGAUCUACUAAGCCUCCAAGAACGAACACGGGGACCGAGAUUCCAGAGCUCCCUAAUGGAAUCAAGUUCUUGUCUUUUAGAUGUGCACUUCUUAAAAAGCAAAUUUGGUAUUUAACUGUAGGUGACUUUGGCAGAGAAGUGUUUUUGUUUUUUGUCUCCUCUUCUGAAGUCACCUUUCCCACCCCCAUUUUUGUAGAUGUUUUCCUAAUAGGAGUCAUUUUAGCUCAGAUUCUGUAAGUUCCAGUCACAAUUUUCUGUGCCAAAAGGAGCUACAAUAAUAGAUGAGGAAGCCUCAGGACUCUGCUUACUAAUGUACCACUUAAACCUGCAGGCCUCACUUGGGAUGCGAGCUUCAUCCUGGAGUUUGGAUUAAUAGUCCUUCAUCCUCUAACCCCAAACUCACAUCACAGAAAUCCAGUCAAAGGAACAAAAGGAAAUCUUACCAGGAAAGGCUUAAGUACACUUUUAUUUUGACGAGUUUUAUUGGGGUAUUUUUAAAAGUAUACAAUGUUAUAAGCUUUGACAUAUGUAUAUACCAGAGAAACCAUCACUACAAUCAAGACAUUGGACAUAUCUGUGGCCCCCAAAUGUCAUUUGUUGGAAGAUGUUUUGUUAUUACUCUAGCAGAACUUGUAAGAGACUUUAGACCAGGGAUCUGAAUUACAAUGGCCUUAGUGACCUUGUCCUUAUCUUCUUAAGGACAGCUCAGAAGCCACUAGGACUUACAGCCUCUGAAAGGAGAUUAACUGUCCCAAAAGGAUCUUUGCUACUGACCAGCAGACACCUCUCCCUUCGAUAGCUUUUCCUGUUACAUUGAAUAUGAUAGUGUUUAAGGCAGUGUUUGUAUGUGUUACAACUAGAGCCCUGAUCUGUGAGUUUGGAUUCUGGCUAAAUAAUCUGUGCUUUCAGUGGUGUCAAAAUACAAAAGCCAAAGUUCUGGCUAUUAUUUACAACUGGAA